AUGAAAGGAACGAUUCAAGAACUCCAACAUGAACUUGAAGCCGCCGGCCUCAUGGGGCUUGUGGACAAGCACAGGGCCGCGGAGACUGUAGACGACUUGCUGUCAAGAUUUCUUGUUGCUAGGAGGGGCAAGGUGAAAGAUGCCUUCAAGAUGCUCAAGCACGACCUGGAAUGGAGGGAGAAGGAGGACUCGUUGACCAUCCGGUCCAAGACGGCCCGGGAGAUGCUCCGUGGAGAUACGAACCCAGCAGGCAAGCAGUUCCAUGAUCAGAUGUUUCCUCAUGGAUACCUGGGCACCUGCAAGAUGGGAAGACCGAUCUUCUAUCAGAACUUCGGGCGUCAGUUCGACGCCGACAAGCUGGAGAAAGUCGCCAACCUCCACCAUGACGACCUUGCGAGGUACAACAUCUGGAUGAUGGAGAGGCUGGCAGCGAAGAUGAAUUUUCAUGGGCAAUGGGUGAUCAUUGUGGACCUGGACGGAUGGAACUUGGGGCAGCUAACGAUGAAGCACAUGAAGUACGUUCGCCAGUUCGUUGACAAGAAUUCCAAUCACUAUCCAGAGAGAGCCGGGAAGAUCUUCUUGAUCAAUGUUCCUUCGGUGUUCUCCAAGUGCUGGAGCCUUAUCAAGCCCUUGCUGGAUGAUGUCACAAAGCAGAAAGUUGGGUUGUACAGCUCCCCUGAGCAGUGGAAGCUAGCAGUCCAAGAGUGCUUCGAUUUGGACCUCCUGCCCAAGCAACUUGGAGGAAGCACUAUUCUUCCAUAUGACCCACAUUCGCUGGACCCAUGA
Guillardia theta CCMP2712 is the source of this 786-nucleotide messenger RNA. RefSeq lists its product as hypothetical. The coding region runs from base 1 to 786 and encodes 261 amino acids. The transcript is spliced from 5 exons. NCBI's taxonomy places the organism in Eukaryota, Cryptophyceae, Pyrenomonadales, Geminigeraceae. The record is from RefSeq and is a predicted model, not a curated record.